UAGUGCGGCAUUUGCUUGAUGACAUACUUCAAUAGACAGGAGUAAAUCUCUAGUCUAAUAAAAGUCCUGUAUACGUGAGUGCAACCCAGAAACUCUGAGACAGGACAUGCUGAAAGGGAAGCUGAACACGGAGUGUGCUGGGUGUAGAGUACAUUGCUGUUGAAUGUGGAGAUUGAAUGUGGAAAAUAAAUACACUAGAUCUUCAGAAGUCCUCAUUUUAAUAACUUAGGGAGUGUUAGGAAGAGAAGUGUAGAUAUCUAUUAACAAUACUUUUGAAGAAAAUGGCAAUCCUUUGUGCUGUCUGUAAUUCACUUGCUGGUAAGGAGAUGCUGUGAUUAUUGAACUGUUCUGACCAUAGUUCAAUUAAUCCAUCAAUAGCAAGUCUUUUUGCUUUUCUUAUAAAGAACUUUUAGUAGUGCAUUAUUCUUUUGGGGCACUUGAGUACUUAAUAAAGGAGCCUGAUAAUGUGCCUUUAUGCUGAUAUCCUUAUCUCGGAGGACCUAGUUUGGCUGCAGACUUUGGGAGUUUGGGGUGUUCUUUUUUUCUCUGGUGGUCACAGAAGAAGGUUUUGUAGCCGAGUUCUGGUCUGUGACAUCAGCGCCGCUUCCCUGGGGAACGUGGGUUCACGGAGACGCGAGGGACUUCUCUGAGCCCUGCGUAGGUAUGGAAGUUGUCAGUGAUAACAUAUUCUUCGGUUUGCCUUUGAUGUCUAGACAGUCUGAUGGCACCGAAGUCAAAAUCUUGUUUUUGUGAUCUUUGUAAUUUGGGGAGUACUUUUGAUUCAGGAAUAUGCAUACAUAGGGCAGAACUGUACAGGUACUGUGUAAGUAGUUAUGAUUUCCUUAUGUUGACAGUGUUAUAUUAAAGGUUCCAGUAAUGGUUACUCACUUUUAGUUUGGUGGGAAAACUAAACUGGAACAUUACUACUUUACAGCAGGAAAUCUAAAAUAACAUGUAAAGUCUUAUAGAGAAGAAGGGAGGACUUCAUCUUUUUUAAAUUGUCAAAUAGACAAAUCCCAGUUGCUGGAAUAUAAUGGAUUAAAACAUGCUGUUACCCUACUAUAGGAACUGGAAUUUAUGGUUUGCAUGCUGACUGACAUAGUAAUGUGUUGCAUUUUCUUUAGCAGUGUUAUACUUCCAGCCUGUUGUGUUGGAGGAUUUUUUUCUAAUGGAAGCAUUAGGUCGUGGAGAUGAUGCGGGUGCAAUUUCAGAAAAAUUUCGUUUGAAUGUUUACAAAGAACGAUCUGUGUUUGACUGCUGAAUUUGUAUGGCUUUAGAAGGUAGGAUAUCUAAUUGACAACCCUGAUAUGAAGACCUUAGAAAACAGCCUCAUCCUUGGGAUAUUAGCCUGUGCUUUCUAUCUGCCUUUGAUAGUUUCCUAUAAAAAAGUCACUAUCCCAGCAGAGCUGAAGUCAGUUGUAGCUAAAGUCUCAGUCAACACCACAUCCUGCAGUGUGACCUGUGGGCUGGGCGUCAAAGUGGAGGAGAUGUGUGAGAUCACUCCCGCCGGAGAGAGGAGGAAUUGCACCUUACGCAGGUCGGACUGCCUCACCAGCUGGAUUUGUGGCUUACUCCACUUCACGGUCCCCGCGGACAAACCGUUUGAGAUCAGCUGCCUGAGCUCAGAUGCGACUGGCAUUGAUAGCCAAGCCUAUACUUACACGUGGAGGCUUGCCCAAGGCCUUAUCACUACGAACGAUGCACUGUUCAAACCUUUCAAAAACCCUGAUUCUGUCAUCAAACUUUCUCCUACCAGGGAGUCUGAUGCGGGGACUUACCGAUGUGAUGUGCAGAUGACAAAGACGUUCAAAGUCAUCAAGAGGAUCUACUUUGGGAUCAGGGUGAUCCGAAAUGACUUAGUGGAUCUGGACUUUCAAAAAUCCUUGACUUUGGAGCAGAAAAUAGUGGAAAAUGAAGAGGAAGGAAACAAACAAAACAUCACCCACAUAGAAAUGCGACAGCAGCAGAGCUUUUGGCAGAGUAAAUUACUGAAUGAGCCCUUGAUAGGAGUUGGAAGUGGGGUGAUAGGAGGUGUCUUGGUGAGCAUAGCUCUCUACUUUUUGCGGAAGAUUUGGAGAAGCAACGCUGCAGAGAAAUGAAUUGAGUUUUAAUGCAAUUUCUUGGCCCUGUCUUGCUUAUUGUAAUGUAUAUAACAAUAUUAGUAUUGACGCAAUAUUUCACAGUGAUCUUUUUUUUUUUUUUUUUCUGGCUGACAUACUUUAUUAAGCUUCACAAGUCUGGUAACAGAUGAAAUAAUUGGUGAGUUAGCACUGGAUUGUAGAGCCAGAUCUUGAGUUUUAGUGGUGUAGUGCAGAAAAUACCUCCAGACAGGGCAAGGCAGUCGACCUCUACAUUGUGUAAAAGGAUGGUUAAUGUGAUGUUAUUCCUGCAGUGACCCAGAUAGGAGCUGGAGGACACUGACAGCCACAGAAAAUUGUCCACUGCUUGCCACUGUUUUGCUGUGCUGCUCUAACUGGUCUUUACUCCAUCUCUAGGUGUUCCUUUUUCUUUUUCUUCUUCUUUUGGAGCUAAUACUUUGGGAUCCUCUUUUUU
This is a messenger RNA of Dromaius novaehollandiae (emu), 2553 nucleotides long. RefSeq names its product transmembrane protein 81 (gene TMEM81). The coding region runs from base 1308 to 2099 and encodes 263 amino acids. Lineage: Eukaryota; Metazoa; Chordata; Aves; Casuariiformes; Dromaiidae. The transcript has a single exon. The record is from RefSeq and is a predicted model, not a curated record.